UUUACGGGUGGACAUAACAUUCCCCCGAAAAAGCGAGGAGCUAAUAUAGCUUAUCGGUUUUCCUAUGGCCACCUUCUCCAUAAGCGAGAGCCACUUACAAAUUUUAUUUAAUGUAUUUUAACCUAUUAAAAGAGUAGUGAGUAAAGUCAUCUGGCGCGAAUAUUUAAAUUUAAUUUUAUUAUUUUAAUCUCGUGCUGCAUAAUAUGCUGACGGAUGGCUAAUCUUUCUCGCCUCUCGAUUUCGCGAAGCCGUGUCGAGUGUCAGUAUUGUCUCAGUAUUGUGUCAGUAUAGUGCUCUUGUGAAAGAAACAAAGAAAAAAAAUGUACCCAAUUGGUAAGAAUUUUGAGGGAUAUGGUACUUGGUACCAGAUGGUCGUAAUGGUUCACGGGGAGAAGGACAUAAGAGCGGGCAUUGAGAUCUUGAAGGCUCUGGCACGUCCGGUGAAUCCAAGCCGGGCGUUGCUUUUGGCUUCUCGAUUUAUGGACGUGAUUGGUUCUCUUCCUCCGGAGAUCGUGGAAGCGGUGACCUUUUUCUGCCUGCAAGGCGCCGAAGGCUUAGCAGGAUCUUCGGAACUCGAGGAGAUGGUGUGCCCCAACAGCGAGGACAUCGAGCGGUUGAGGAUCGCUUUAAUUGAGGCGAUCUUCAAUGGUUUGGUCACCAUGACGUGA
Molecule: messenger RNA, 668 nt
Organism: Cotesia glomerata
Lineage: Eukaryota; Metazoa; Arthropoda; Insecta; Hymenoptera; Braconidae
Exons: 2
Coding region: 321-668 (115 amino acids)
Source: RefSeq, a predicted model, not a curated record